Dichomitus squalens LYAD-421 SS1 is the source of this 1231-nucleotide messenger RNA. Its product is annotated as DnaJ-domain-containing protein. The transcript is spliced from 5 exons. The record is from RefSeq and is a predicted model, not a curated record. Lineage: Eukaryota; Fungi; Basidiomycota; Agaricomycetes; Polyporales; Polyporaceae. Gene Ontology annotation, molecular function: Hsp70 protein binding. Bases 1 to 1005 code for a protein of 334 amino acids. Gene Ontology annotation, biological process: cellular response to misfolded protein. Gene Ontology annotation, cellular component: endoplasmic reticulum membrane.
AUGUUCUCCUAUGUCUUCGGGUCUGCCAGCACCUAUUUUCACCUCCCCAUCGAGGAGGACGAAGACGAGGACGACUUCAUCCCGUCCAGCACCAGGCACAUAUCUUGGGCCUCCCCAGAUACUACUCUCGUUGACUGCGACACGAUCCCCUCUUCCAUUCCUUCCUCAACCUCCUCCCAGUCUCAACCUGGUUCCUCCAAGCCUCGCGAACUACACUCUCAAGGCCCAUCGGCAAAGAAUAAAGCGGUCAUCAACGAGAUUCUUGCUCAGGAUGAUUGCUAUGCCGUCUUGGGCAUCUCUCGAUCUACCCGCAUAGACAAACUCACCCUUCGCCGUGCCUACCUCGCUAGGAGCAAAUCAUGUCAUCCAGACAAAUUCCCCGACAAUCCUGAAGCCACCCGCGCUUUCCAAAAGGUGUCCGUUGCAUACGACAUUCUCAGCAAACCCUCAUCAAAGCGCAUGUACGACUCCCGACCGACACAAGCCCCCUUCGACUUCUUCGCUUCUCGGACAUUUCAAGCGGAAGAGACUUUCCGCGGAGUCGUGAUAGGCGUCAUUAAUGACAUGCUUGACGGCGACCUGGAAAUGAUCCGUACCUUACUUUUCGCCGUCAAUAACAUGAAUCCGUCCUUGCAACUCGGAGAAGAAGGAAUCAACUCGGUGUUGAUGACCCUCCAAGCAAUCCGAACCCGUGCACUCACGUGUCGGACAUGCAUACACGCCCUUCACAACGAAGUCUCCCGUCUCCUCGAAGCCCAACGAGCCUUCCGGCAGCUCUCCUACUUCGACCUCCGCCGUCGUUCCCACCUCAUGAUCCACAUCGCUCGCCUUACCAUCUCCAUGCCUAUCGCUCUCGAAGAAGCUCUCAGACAACAGAAACAAGAGGACUACGGCAGAGACGCCCUGAGGGAAAACCAAACUGCUCUCCUCAACCGCCGUAUCUACGCCCUCUUACGAGGCGUCGUCUCCGUCCUCGAACGCAUGGAGGGGCUCGUCAAGAAAUGAGCCCAUAAACCCCCAGCGGCAUCCUCUUCAAUUCGCCACUGGCCACACGCCACCCCGGAUCUCCAUCGAACAACUGCGGACGUUAUCGCCCGGAUUGUGUUCACGAUCGUAUGAUUGAGUUUUGUAUAAGUCUUCUGUCUAUCAUCGUCGCCCGGGCUUCCUUCACCUCGUUCUAUCGUUCGCGUUGCUUAUCGCUCGCCCCCCCGCUGUUACGCCUACUUUAUGU